AUUCCUAUAUAUGUUUCUCAAAAUGUCAGAUUCUUAAAUUAGAAUUGGCCGCCUUUAAGCAGUCUAAAACGAUAAGAUAAUUUCCGCCUUUCUUGAAAGGACAAUAUCAGCGGAUACGUAAAUAAAUACAUUAAAAAUCAACUGAUCUUAACACGCAUUACAUUAACUUCCUUGUAUAAACUAUAAGUAUGCAGACGACAAAAUAGAAUAUACAUGUGUUAGUGUUUUAUAUUUGAAAAAUAAAAGUGGAAUAUAUAGUGAUACCGAGUGCGUUGCCAAUUCGUUAUUAUGGGCGAUGAACUUUUAGCUCUGAUGGCUUUGCCGGGGUUCGUGCUUGGAUUUAUUUCUGCCGUGCUUUUGCUGAUUACACUGCCAAAACUAUACAUAAAACUUAGAUGUCACGGGUGCCCGAGAUCACAGGAGAGUAUAUUGGGGAGAGAGGAGGCUCCAGGUUUUGUGGACCUCGAGUGCACAGACGCAAGAACAAACCACUACAUGGAAAUAGACGAGAAAAAGACAAGGACAUUUGCUACUCCAAAGCAGGCAAUUUCUCGAACAAAAGCGGAUGCAAGUGCGGACACAAGUGAUGGGCAACGAUACGAAAAGUGCAUUGUGGGUAAUAGCAAAACGCACAGAUAUUCCGAUAUCAAAACCGAAGGUUCGAGUACAAGUAAAACACAAAAUGCAUCAACAACAAACAGUUAUGAGCCAUUUUCACCCGGAAAUCCUGGUAACAAACAGAAGAAAAGGGUCUCAAAUCAUGAAUAUUUUAUUCUCGAACCCGGUUCAGACAAACGCUUGCCUGUAAAACCAUUUGAGAGUAAAUCAGAUACUCUCCCGUUUGAUCCAGGUCACGUAUAUUUCAAACUUGAGCCAGGGACCAGUAAAGUGACGCCAGUGUUUCAAAACACUAUGAAAGACACAAGUAGCUCCAAUGGAAGGGAUUCGGGACACAUAUAUUUCGUUCUAGAACCUAUGGCAGAGUCGGCUGACUCAGAAAAUCUGGCAUAUGCCGUUAAUGACGUGGCAACAAGCUCUUCCUUUUUUAUACUGGAAAAAGACGACCACUGUUAAAACAUAGCAUUGAUUAUAUUUCAUAACGAAUUUUCAUUCAAUUGGAGCUUUUUUACUCUGCAUGCGCGUAUGUAGUAUCAGAGAACAGUAUUUCAUAUUAUAACUUUUACUUGUCAUUCUGAGGUCGUCAGUGUACACUAUCAUUGGACUACAUUCCAUUCUUGCGUGAUCACUAAAUACAUAAUGAUGUAUUGCUUAUCAUUCUGUAGUGUAUAUUUGUCAUUUCAUUGGCAGCGGAAACUUGUCAUUCUGCAGAAGGUAUAAGUCGUUUGUCACUCGAUCAGUACCUUGUCAUUUGGCAGUUGUUACUGGUCAGUCGGCGGGAUUAAUUUGUCAUUCAGCAGUGAGUGGUAACUUGUUACAAAAAGUGUAAUUUUAAUGCCGAUAUCUUAUAUGAUAUUUGAAUAUUUUGAACGAUGGAGUACUAGUUAUUGCGUUUAGGUUUAUAGAGCUAAAAUAACUCAUCAAACGGCAAUAAUGUAGUUAAAGAACACCAAUGGUUUUCCAAUAGACUUCCAUUGUAACAUUAUGGCGAGAACGGCUUCCGAAGAAGCGAAACAUGUAUAUCUAAUCACAUUUCUUUCAAGAACUUUCCUUCCACCAAAAAAAAUAUCGGACGAAAAACAGUGAUAUUUUAUUAGUCCAUUACCGGUGGAACAAAAACAGUUUAUAAUCUAAUAAAUCAGACUCGGAAUUGCAUCCAGUUAAACCAGCAUGGGUCAGCAAAGUCAAGAUUUGGUUUUUAAGCACGGCUUAACCAAGGCGUUAGAAACCAACUAUGUUUUCUUGACGAAAGUUAUUAAAGGGUAUAAAUUACAUGUUAAGUACCUAUGGGUAUUUCUCUUUUGUCAUAUUAUUUUGCCCCUGAUCCUGUGGCGUAGAUUUUGCGCAUGCGCAUAAGCGCCGCAAAAGAUUACCAUGGAAGUUCAGUGAAUAUGUUUUUUUAUAAUUUUAAAUUAUUAGUUGUAGAGUCCUUCCCUAUUUGACUUUUUAUUCCAUGAAAAAAAAAUGGAAUAAUAAAAAUUUGACAAUAUUUAGCUUUAUGGAGUUACAACAUUCUGAUCCUUAAAACAUCUGCCUGUGGUUACCUUUUUCAGCGCGUGUGUAACAUUUGUUUUUAGAUCUUAUUUUAAAUAUUGAUUUAUUAUAUUGUAGGCAUAACUAUUUGCUAUAUUUAUUUCAUAUGAUAGGGGCUGGGGGUAUAGGCCUUUUAUUCAAACCGAAAUUCCGGAUACUGCUUUGUACUUGCAUGUAAAGUUAAUUUAUUCUAAUUUUAAACCUACUUUAUUGUGUUAUUUUUAUUGGUAUGUAUAUAAGUAAGUUUUAUACCACUAUUUCUGUAUAAGCAUUUGUUAAGGAUUGUUGUAUGUUGUGUUUCGUGUUGUUAAUAUGUCAUUGUAAGUUUGUAACUCCUUAUAGGUACAAGGCUUCGUCAUCUUAAUGUAGGCAUGGCUAUGCCCAUUCCUCUUUCCGUUAUCAACGCCAAACUUACUACACAGUACGUAAUCUGGAACAAAUAUUGAUAUACAGUGUCUUAUAUUUUUAGUUUUAUACUUUAAUUAAUUUUAUUUUUUUUAAGUUAAGUAUAUAUGUGUUUAAUUUUUGAUAUGCAUAAUUAUAGUCAAACUUUUUACAAAUGUAACCUAAGAAUUAGACAAAAAACUGGCCUUUUAACCAAGGUGACUUGCAUUUUAAAGUAUCCUUGCUCUUUUAUCUCAAUAUAGGUUUCUUACAGGCUGACCUAUAGCAAUGUCAGAAUGGUGUUUUUUGAGAGGUGGCUGAUUGCACAACAUUGACUGUUUGUCCUUCCAAAAUACCAGUUGAUUAGUAUAUGACUGUAUAUAGUGAACUGUUUAGUCAAUAUUCAUUGCUGUGUAUUUAAAUUCAUGAGCUGUUCUCCUGCAGAGGAGGUGAAGAAAACAACGACAAAAACAAAACCCACUAAGUAAGUACAGCGACGUAAUCGUCAACAUAUAACAUUUGGGUUAUAUUUUGUUUUUGUUAAAUUUAUUUAAACGCCGAGUACGCGAUGUAUAUUUCGAAGACUGGAAAGCUAGCUUGCGAUAAUCACUAUUUUAUUAAAAUAAGCUUCCUUUGGGUU
Molecule: messenger RNA, 3175 nt
Organism: Mercenaria mercenaria
Lineage: Eukaryota; Metazoa; Mollusca; Bivalvia; Venerida; Veneridae
Exons: 4
Coding region: 289-1074 (261 amino acids)
Source: RefSeq, a predicted model, not a curated record